GCUGUCUUGUGCUAUUUUGAGCUAGAACAAGGACGAAUUUACGAACUAAGAAUUGAAUUGUAUAUUAUCAAUACGCAAGAAGAUAAGAAAAAUAAAUAGAUUUAUGAUAUUGAAUGAAUUCUAAUUUUUACUAUUUAAAAUGCCCUACGUUGUGAUAUCUACACAAAUAAGAGUGGAAAGUGGCCCAACUAUAGUGGGUGAUGAGCAAGCAGAUCCUGAGCUUAUGAAAUAUUUAGGUGCUGAAUUGGUUGUGCAGUUAGGAAACAAUUUCCAGGAAUAUCGAUCUGCUGAUCCACCAAGAGUUAUUUUAGACAAACUGGAGCUUAGAGGUUACAGAGUAGUUGCUAUGGCAGGUAUUGGCCAGACAUGUAUUUGGACUCUGAACAAGCCCCCUGAGUUUGCUUAAUAAUAUACAUGAUUUGAAUAUUGUGUAAACCUAUACUCUAGACAAGGAAAAAUAAGGGCUAAUAAUGAUAAUCAAACCGUAUUUCUAGAUGCAUAACUAUAGAUGUAGAGAAAAUGUUUUCUAUAGGAUACACUAGUGUAUUAUUGUACUAUUGCAAAUGUAUAACAUAAUUUAUGUAUUUGUUUUUAUUACUUUAUUGUUAGUUAAUCGAUUAACUAGUUUUAUAAUAUGCUUACGGAUAGAAAAUGAUAAUUUAAAACGUAUGUAGAAUUCUUUAUUAAUUUAUUUUAAGCUUAUUUACUGACAUAUACAUAUCUCUAUAGGAUUAAAUUCCAUUUUUUUAACACAAGUACAUAUUUUUAGUUUGUAAUUUUAAAUUGCUGAGAAUACUAAUCUUUUGAGAGUUUUUGUUAGAAAGUAUUUUAUACGUGAUAUUUAAAAGUAUUUUUAUCCAGAGUAACCAGUUAGAGUAGUUAUUUUAUUAUCAUUAUUAUUUUGUAAAAUUUACUAAUUAUGUAUUAAAAUUUACAUAGUACUGGUGAAUAUGAUGCUCAAAGGAUCUUCACUAAAAUUAUAUGAUUUAUUAUUUAAUUCAAAAUAAUUUUUAAAUUAAAAUUGCCAACUACUUUUUAAAAGUUUGAAUUCUCUUUAUCUACAGAAGAGGUUCCCAAAUAGUGUUCCAUGGAACCAUAGGAUUCUGUGGAAAAGUCACUGCGGUUCCAACAAUUAAGAAUUUAUUUCAUCAAUUUUGAUUUUUGAAACCUAUAAUUAAAUUAAAAUUGCCAAUUAAUAGACCUGUAAUUAGGUUAAAAUUGCUAUUUUAACCUAAUAAUUCAUUAUUUAUUUAAUAUUUCUGUUAUUUUUAUGUAAUUAUUUAAUUGAAGUACUUGUAAAGAAAG
Molecule: messenger RNA, 1305 nt
Organism: Parasteatoda tepidariorum (common house spider)
Lineage: Eukaryota; Metazoa; Arthropoda; Arachnida; Araneae; Theridiidae
Product: GTP cyclohydrolase 1 feedback regulatory protein
Biological process (GO): negative regulation of biosynthetic process
Cellular component (GO): cytoplasm; nucleus
Molecular function (GO): GTP cyclohydrolase binding
Source: RefSeq, a predicted model, not a curated record